AUGGAGAAUGUACCUAACUGUAUCAUUUGUGUCACAGAGAUUCUAUGUCCUGCGUUAACGGAUCCGACAGAUGGCACUGUUGUUUUAAGUUCCGGUAGAUCUGUCAAUGAUGAGGCUUUUUACAGUUGUAAUCCAGGGUUUGUAAAAACUGGGGGUAAUCUCACUCGAACCUGUUUAGACAUUGGAUAUUGGAGCGGUAGUGCUGCAACAUGUUCAGAAAUAUUGUGCCCAGAUACUUUUUCUCCUUUGAAUGCCAUUGUGGUGGAAGUAAACAAUGGAGUAAAUGGAACCAUACAAUACAGCUGUUUAUCUGGCUUCCAUAAUUCCGCGGGAAACCUGAGCAGAACUUGCAUGUUGGAUGGUGUUUGGAGCGGGGAUCCCCCAGUAUGUUCAGAAAUUUUCUGUCCAUCACUGAUUCCUCCUCAACAUGGAGGUCUCAUCCAGAACACCUCUGUAGGUGGAACAGCUUACUGCUACUGCAAUCCCGGGUUUCAGUUAUCUGGUGGAGAUUCAAAUCUUACAUGUCUGGACAAUGGAACUUGGGAUGGAGACCCUGUAAUUUGCUCUGAAAUAUUAUGUCCAGUAAUAGAAAAUCCAGAAAAUGGCAUCGUUACAUUGUCGAACAACAUCUCCAUGACGAAUAUUGGGAUGUCAGGUGUUCCCUUUAACACUAUCGCUACAUUCUCCUGUAACCCCGGGUACUAUAUAGCGGCGUCUGUAUCUAUCUUCAAACGCAUCUGUCUCGUAAAUGGAAGUUGGGAUGGGGCACCAUUCAGCUGCUCAGAAAUCCUGUGUCCAGAACUUGAUGAGGCACCAAAUAGCACAAUUACACACAUAAACCGAUCUAUAAAUGGAACAGUGCGCUAUAAAUGCAACAAAGGGUAUAUUCUAGCAAACGGCAGUCUUCAGCGAAAAUGUACUUCUUAUGGAGAAUGGGAUGGAAAACCUCCAAAUUGUACAGCUUUAGGACAGUGCAUGUGUCCCUGUAAUAUGGUGCAUGAGCCAAAGUAUACAAACACUAGUGACAAAGCACUGAUCAGAGAGAUCGAGAAGAUGCGAGAAGAACUUCUUGUUCUAGAAACUGCGGCUGCUCUGAGAAAAAAGAUAUCUGUGAAAGAUUUUCGUCCUUCUACCAAUGCUUCUGGGAGUGUUUGGGUGAUACUUCUGUUAAUUAUGGCUGCUUUAAUAAUUGUUCCUGAUGUAUUAUCAGCUCUUAGACAUGUAAAAAUUGUGUGUACAAGACGUCUUAUUUCUAGAGAAAUAAAAUAA
Molecule: messenger RNA, 1269 nt
Organism: Saccostrea echinata
Lineage: Eukaryota; Metazoa; Mollusca; Bivalvia; Ostreida; Ostreidae
Product: CUB and sushi domain-containing protein 3-like
Exons: 6
Coding region: 1-1269 (422 amino acids)
Source: RefSeq, a predicted model, not a curated record